Mercenaria mercenaria is the source of this 2672-nucleotide messenger RNA. Its product is annotated as tyrosinase-like protein 2. The record is from RefSeq and is a predicted model, not a curated record. NCBI's taxonomy places the organism in Eukaryota, Metazoa, Mollusca, Bivalvia, Venerida, Veneridae. The transcript is spliced from 6 exons. Gene Ontology annotation, molecular function: oxidoreductase activity. Bases 37 to 2193 code for a protein of 718 amino acids.
AAUGCAGUCUAUCUUUGGAGAACUUAAGCAUUUAGAAUGAACCUGCCAGAUACCAUUCUCUUGCAUAUAUUGUACCUGUCACUAGUUUUCUGCCAAGGGCCACCACUUCCGGCUAGUAACCAAGUGUGUUUGAUUGUCCCUCCAGACGUAGAGCAGUGUUAUCGUAACUUCCAAGGAAAACCGAUAGAUGAUAAAGCUGCGCAAGUAAAUUGUUUACAGAAAUUAUUGUGGAAUUUCACACCAGACACGAACAAUACACAAGCAGAGCUUGACUAUUUUCGAAGUCUAGCCGGCAAUAUAGGUGCUUAUACCGCUUCCAGUAUACUGCGGGACGGACCUCCGAGACCCCCGAGCGGGAGGAGGGCUAGACAAGAGUACCGCACACUGACACAGGAAGAAAGAAUCAGAUUUCACGAUGCACUUAACAAGCUUUAUGAGGAUGGAACAAUUAGGGCAUUCGCUCGACUGUAUGCGCAGGCAUUCGGUUCACACCAUAACGGCGCUUCCUUCUUACCCUGGCUUAGAGUGUUUUUAGUCAUGUUUGAAGAAGCUCUCCGUCGUAUAGACCCCAAAGUGGCUCUUCCUUUUUGGGACAGCACAAUGGACAAUGACAUGGAUAACCCUGUCAACUCUGGUCUCUGGACUCCUGAAUACUUUGGAAACGGAAUUGGUGAUGUCACAUCUGGUCCUGCGGCUGGUUGGGUGACAGACCGGGGUAAUUUGGAAAGGAAUUAUGGACAAGCCAGUCGACUGUUUUCAAAAGAUCAGAUUCGUUCUAUCUUGUCAAAAUGUGAACUCCAGCAAAUUUCUCAUCCAACUGCUGAGAUAGGUUACGAUUUUGAGCUGUAUAGUAACGGAGCACAUAUUUGGGUCGGUGGUGAUAUGGCUUCCCCGGCAACUUCAGGGUAUGAUCCGGUUUUCUACAUGCAUCAUGCUUUCGCCGAUUAUAUUUGGGAGCUUUUUCGUCGGCGGCAGUACCGUCGUUGCAGUAUUGACCCAACACAAGAUUACCCAAAUGUACCAGCUGGCAACAGUCACGCACCAGAGUCGCCAAUGACGGGGUUUGAGUGGCUGACAGUGGCAGAUGGUUUGAAAGAUUAUUGGCUAGAUAACUGGUAUUAUUACGAAUCUACGCCAGCUUGUCCUAAUUGUUGUAGAGGAUGUCAAUUUCCGGCGCCAAUCUACUGUCACAGACGAAGGCGGAUCUGUAUCGCACGUUCUCGUCGCACAUUUGCUUUUGGUCCUAGAACAUCGAAUAUAAGUCCAGCAAAGGCAUUUGCACAAGCAAGCCUUGAGCCGGCGGAAAUUGAAGCUCUCUCAGUACCAUCACCACCGCUAAAUAGAGGUAUAUCAUAUCAACAUCCACCAAAUGAUGGCCGUACAAUUCAUACUGCUAUUUCAGAUGCUUUCACGGCGGCCGAUAGAGAAAGAAUUGCCGCGCAGCAAGCCCCAGGUCAGCCAAGUGACCGGGCUAUUGCUGACCGACGUGGAUCUCGUCGUAAUAGAAGCGGUCGUACAAGUAGAAGAACAAUACCUGAGGGUUGGGGCCCUCCGCCUGUGAGAAGAACCGCAGAUAUGACAACUCUUUCUGACGGUCGAAGUACUUUAGAAGAAGGGCGAGUAUUUUCAAACAGUCGAUUUCCUCCAUCCGACCGAGGAACAUCAAAUGGCGCAGUUUCUCAUAUAGAUAGAAGAACAGGAUCCCCUGGUCGCAGUCUAUCUCCAGAUAGAAGAAUUUUACCUGAUCCUCGGGGAUCAACACCAGCUAGACGGACUUCUGUUGAAUCUGUAGGGUCUCAGACACAGAGGAGAACAUUUUCUGGUGGACGGCGACGUUCACAAGAUAGAAGGUUAUCACCAGACAGCCAAAUUUCUCGAGUCAGUGAGAGUGACACACUAAUACGCGGUCGCGGACAAAUGUUAGGAAGGUUAGCUUCUUUCGCUGAUACACGGGAUCUGAGACAAUCAAGUGGUGUAUCGUCGAACACCGAUAGAAGUCAAGCAUCAACUCGGAGAUUAGCUAGUCGGAUAUUGCCUACCGGACGAAGACUUUCGCCCCCAGUGAAUCUGAUAUCUCCAGAAUCGAGAGCAUUUUCUACGGGAGGCCAAACACCGAUAUUAGACAUGAGAUCUAUUAAGGUAGCCGUGCCUAGUCCUAGAAAUAGAGGUCCAGUGUUCGACGUUCCACUGUAAAACCCAUCCACUGUAAUCAAAGUAUGGAAGUCACGUGAUGGCUUUCGAAGUGCGUAUGACAGUUAUGGAACUGAGAAGCAUAUGAUAGUUGUAGAUCUCACAAGUAACAUACACGUUGUCUUAUCGCUAGAUACAUGUAGAUUAGAGAGAAUGGAUGAUUACAUAUAUGAAUAUGCUAAAAUGAUGAAAUUUUAUCCUAUGCUUUACUUACACUUGAACCAUUGCCAUGAAAGAAUCUUUGUUUUGUAUCUCAAAUGUAAAAAUGUACUAUGAUAUAACAAUGUGUGGUAAUUACAUUGUGUCUGGCCUACAUAACAACUCGACGAACUGCGGGUAACUACAUUGUUUCUGUCCAACAUAGCGGUCCCAAACAACUAAAAGACAAACAGUGUGGUAACUACAUUGUAUCUGUACAUAAGAACUAUGGUUAAACUCUUGUUGAUAAGUCAUUUCAUUAAAAUGUCAAUUUUCAAGGUAAA